UUCUUUCUCCUCGUUCUCAUCCUCUGCCGCUUUCGCCGUUGGCGAGUUCGGAGACCCUAGGCCUGAUGCCGAUCUCGCGCAAUGGUCGCCCGUAAUCGCGGCGGCGUCGGCGGUGGUAUUGGUGGUGGUAUUCGCCGUCCGAUGGUGGUGCUCCGCCGGCCGUGGACCACGGUCGUCGUCCUCGCCCUCCUCGCUGCCUCCUUCGUCUCCCCACUCCUCCUCUUCCUUCGCGUCCCUGCGGCCGAAAUCUUCCUCUCUCACGCAAGGAAGGAGUCCGACAGGGAGGGCAACGGCAUUGUGAAGAAUCUAUCCCCUGUGCAUGCAUCUAAUUCUAUGCAGCUCAACGCGAUCGAGCAGGAAGUUGGUGGCGGAGUGAAAGAGCCGAAAGGAAUUAUCUACAACGACGAGGACUUGACGGACGUUCAGAGUACAUAUAGUGAGAACGUAACGACUUCUGGUGUAGCAAAUGACCCCAGUUCAAGAAAUAGUGGAGGAGGUGAGGAUCAUCAAAAUCGUUUGUUAAGUUCUGCUACCGGAGAGGAUAACAAGCAGGGACCAUCCAACAGAACUAGUGGUGAAACUAAAAGUGGUUUGCCCCCUCAAUCAUCCACAACUGAGAAAAUAUUGGAGAUGGAGGAUCAGAUAAACAUGGCAAAGGCAUACUUGCUGUUUUCUUCAUCCAAUAGUAAAUCUCACUUAGUACGAGAGCUAAAAAUUAGGAUAAAAGAGAUAGAAAGGGUUCUUGGUCGAACCAACAAAAGUUCAGACUUAUUCAUGAGUGAUUUACAGAAAUUGGAAGCCAUGGAAGUAACUCUGUCCAAAGCUAGAAAGACUUAUCCAGAUUGCUCUGCAGUGGCAUCAAAACUGCAUGCGCAGUUAUACAAUGCUGAAGAACAGCUUAGGGCACAGAAGCACCAAGCUUCAUAUCUUAUUCAUCUUACAGCCAGGACCUUCCCCAGGGGUCUUCACUGUCUAUCCAUGCGUCUCACCACCGAGUACUUUGCAUUGCAGCCUGAACAGAGAAAGUUGCCUAACAGUCAGAAUGUGCAUAAAUUGGCUCUCUAUCAUUAUGCUAUUUUCUCCGACAAUGUUCUGGCAUGUGCAGUGCUUGUGAACUCAACAACAUCUACUUCCAUGGAACCAGAGAAAAUUGUCUUUCAUGUGGUAACCAAUUCCUAUAAUUUUCCAGCAAUGGUGAUGUGGUUUUUAUUGAAUCCUCCUGGAAAAUCUACCAUUCAGAUCCAGAGCUUGGAUGAUUUCCGAUUCUUGCCUGCUGGAUUCAGUUCGUUUUUUGUGCAGUCAGCUAAAGCUGAUCCAAGAUAUACUUCACCACUCAAUCACCUUCGCUUCUAUCUGCCAGAGCUCUUCCCCUUGCUGAACAAGAUUAUGCUUUUGGACCAUGAUGUGGUUGUGCAAAGAGAUCUCAGACGAUUGUGGAGUGUGGAUAUGAACGGGAAAGUCAAUGGAGCAGUGGAUAUCUGUAGGGACAACAAGACAUCACAUAAAUUGGAAACACUUGUGAACCUUUCGGAUCCAGUCAUAGCAAAUAUUUUUGAUGCCAAGGCUUGUUCAUGGGCAUUCGGCAUGAACAUAUUUGACCUGCAGGAGUGGAGAAGACGAGGUUUAACAGGAAGUUACCACCACUGGAAGCAACUAGAAAAUAGCAAGCAGCCAUGGAAAGCAGGAAGCUCUCUGUUGGGCCAGUUGCUCUGCUACAACCACACAAUGACUCUGGACAGGCAGUGGCACGUUUUGGGGCUUGGUCGUCAUUCAAGCGUCAGGAGGUCAGAGAUUGAGAGGGCAGCAGUAAUACACUACGACGGAAAUAUGAAGCCAUGGUUGGAUGUUGCACUUGCAAAGUACAGAAAAUAUUGGACCAGGUUUCUUGACUACAGUAACCCCUACUUCCAACAAUGCAACAUCCAUGAGUAGUUAACCGCAGGUUAGCAGUCUUCUUUUCAGCUGAUAGUUGAUAUUAUUUGGUUCUUUUACAGUGUACAUGAGCAUCUUUUUUCCUACCUAUGUUUUUCCUCGACACUACAUUCCUUGAUGUAAAUCUGCCUUUGACAUUUUCUUAUUUUCCACACAGCCUUGUUGGCAUUAUUUAUUUAUUUCUUUAUUUUUUGCUAUACCAUGCGGAAUAAACAGAUGGUUGAAAGGUUA
Musa acuminata subsp. malaccensis (wild Malaysian banana) is the source of this 2163-nucleotide messenger RNA. Its product is annotated as probable galacturonosyltransferase 6. Gene Ontology annotation, molecular function: polygalacturonate 4-alpha-galacturonosyltransferase activity. The record is from RefSeq and is a predicted model, not a curated record. NCBI's taxonomy places the organism in Eukaryota, Viridiplantae, Streptophyta, Magnoliopsida, Zingiberales, Musaceae.